CGUUCCUUUGGAUGCUGGAUUUCGGGUUUUUGGACUCACUCGCUGACUCUCCUCCACUUCCUCGCUCUGGACUGGGCUGGCCGUACGAGGGCCGGGCGGCGGCAGCGACUGAGGGGACUCCCGCGGCGGCGGCCGCAGCUCCGCGGGAUUAAAUUGGCCGCCCAGAGGCGGCGGCUCGGGCAGGCGCGGGCUGCGCGGCCGUGGCGGGGCGCGAAGGCGCUGGGGGAAAGUGCUGGUGGCGGCGCGGGAGGCGGUGGCGGCUGCCCGGAGCCAACAUGACCAGGCUCUGAAAGAGUUCCAGCUGAAAUUUCUGAUCGGACAGACUCGCUGAAGCUUCCGAGGCAGUGAUUCCAAACUGCCAGCUCAGGCCGCUGCCAAGCUGCAGGAUGGUGCACGUAGCCAGGCCGCUGUUGCUGCUUCUCGCUUUCUUCCUCCGCGCAGAUGCUGAGACACCUCCAAGAUUUACAAGAACUCCUGUUGACCAGACAGGGGUCUCUGGCGGAGUUGCCUCUUUCAUUUGCCAAGCUACAGGAGACCCAAGACCUAAAAUUGUCUGGAACAAAAAAGGAAAGAAAGUCAGCAAUCAGAGAUUUGAGGUAAUAGAGUUUGAUGAUGGAUCUGGAUCAGUUCUCAGAAUACAACCCUUACGGACUCCGCGGGAUGAGGCCAUUUAUGAAUGUGUGGCCUCGAAUAACGUGGGAGAAAUAAGUGUAUCCACCAGGCUCACAGUUUUGCGUGAGGAUCAAAUUCCCAGGGGCUUCCCUACCAUUGACAUGGGCCCACAGUUGAAGGUGGUUGAGCGUACACGCACUGCCACCAUGCUUUGUGCAGCCAGUGGGAAUCCGGAUCCAGAAAUAACUUGGUUUAAAGAUUUCCUGCCCGUCGACACAAGCAACAACAAUGGCCGUAUUAAGCAAUUACGAUCAGGCGCCCUUCAGAUCGAACAGAGCGAAGAAUCUGACCAAGGAAAAUAUGAGUGUGUUGCCACCAACAGCGCGGGCACUCGCUAUUCUGCCCCUGCCAAUUUAUAUGUCAGAGUUCGCCGUGUCCCACCAAGAUUCUCUAUCCCACCUACUAAUCAUGAAAUCAUGCCAGGUGGAAGUGUUAAUAUCACCUGUGUGGCCGUGGGGUCACCAAUGCCUUAUGUGAAGUGGAUGUUGGGGGCAGAAGAUCUGACACCUGAAGAUGAUAUGCCAAUAGGAAGAAAUGUACUGGAACUGAAUGAUGUAAGACAGUCAGCAAACUACACCUGUGUUGCCAUGUCAACACUAGGUGUCAUUGAAGCAAUAGCACAGAUCACUGUCAAAGCCUUACCCAAACCUCCAGGAACGCCCGUAGUGACCGAGAGCACAGCCACAAGCAUCACAUUGACGUGGGACUCUGGGAACCCUGAGCCUGUCUCUUACUACAUCAUUCAGCAUAAACCUAAAAAUUCUGAGGAACCUUACAAAGAAAUUGAUGGGGUGGCGACCACACGCUACAGUGUCGCUGGACUAAGUCCCUACUCGGAUUAUGAAUUCAGGGUUGUUGCUGUUAAUAACAUUGGGCGGGGACCUCCCAGUGAGCCUGUGCUAACACAGACCUCAGAACAAGCACCAUCCAGUGCCCCACGGGAUGUCCAGGCGCGGAUGUUGAGUUCAACCACCAUUUUGGUACAGUGGAAGGAGCCUGAGGAGCCAAAUGGACAGAUCCAAGGAUACAGAGUUUAUUAUACAAUGGAUCCCACACAGCAUGUCAACAACUGGAUGAAGCAUAAUGUAGCUGACAGCCAAAUCACUACUAUUGGCAACUUAGUGCCCCAGAAAACAUAUUCUGUCAAAGUUCUGGCUUUUACCUCAAUUGGAGAUGGUCCUCUUUCAAGUGACAUACAAGUCAUCACUCAGACAGGAGUACCAGGGCAACCACUAAACUUCAAAGCAGAACCUGAGUCUGAAACAAGUAUUCUGCUGUCUUGGACACCUCCACGUUCAGAUACCAUUGCCAACUAUGAACUGGUCUACAAAGAUGGGGAGCAUGGAGAGGAGCAACGAAUUACCAUCGAGCCAGGGACAUCUUACAGACUGCAAGGACUGAAACCAAACAGUUUGUACUACUUCCGUCUGGCUGCACGCUCUCCUCAAGGCCUGGGUGCUUCCACAGCUGAAAUAUCAGCCAGAACCAUGCAGUCAAAGCCGUCAGCUCCUCCUCAAGACAUUAGUUGCACCAGCCCAAGUUCCACUAGUAUUUUGGUAAGUUGGCAACCUCCACCAGUGGAAAAACAGAAUGGAAUUAUUACUGAAUAUUCCAUCAAGUACACCUCCGUGGAUGGAGAAGAUGACAAACCUCACGAGAUUUUGGGAAUUCCUUCGGACACUACUAAGUACCUUUUGGAACAGCUGGAAAAAUGGACUGAGUACCGGAUCACUGUGACAGCCCACACAGACGUCGGCCCUGGCCCCGAGAGCUUCUCCGUGUUGAUUCGAACUGAUGAAGAUGUUCCUAGUGGUCCUCCUCGCAAAGUCGAGGUAGAGGCUGUCAACUCAACAUCUGUUAAAGUCUCAUGGCGCUCACCUGUGCCCAAUAAACAGCAUGGCCAGAUAAGAGGAUACCAGGUGCAUUAUGUGAGGAUGGAAAAUGGUGAGCCCAAGGGCCAGCCCAUGCUGAAGGAUGUGAUGCUGGCUGAUGCACAGUGGGAAUUUGAUGAUACUACUGAACAUGACAUGAUUAUUUCUGGGCUACAACCUGAAACUUCCUACUCCCUCACCGUCACAGCCUACACCACCAAAGGAGAUGGUGCACGAAGCAAGCCCAAACUGGUGUCCACCACUGGGGCAGUUCCAGGAAAACCCCGGCUUGUGAUUAACCACACUCAAAUGAAUACUGCUCUCAUUCAGUGGCACCCCCCGGUGGACACAUUUGGACCUCUUCAGGGCUACCGUCUAAAAUUUGGCCGGAAAGAUAUGGAGCCACUCACUACUCUUGAGUUCUCUGAGAAAGAAGACCACUUUACUGCUACAGACAUCCAUAAAGGAGCAUCCUAUAUCUUCAAGCUCUCAGCCAGAAACAAAGUGGGCUUUGGGGAAGAAAUAGUGAAGGAGAUUUCUGUUCCAGAAGAAGUCCCAACUGGAUUUCCUCAAAACCUCCACUCAGAAGGCACCACUUCAACGUCCGUCCAGUUAUCCUGGCAGCCACCUGUCCUGGCAGAGAGAAAUGGCAUUAUCACCAAGUAUACUCUUCUGUAUAGGGAUAUCAACAUCCCACUUCUUCCAAUGGAGCAGCUUAUUGUUCCAGCUGAUACUACUAUGACACUCAGUGGCUUAAAACCAGAUACCACAUAUGAUGUAAAAGUACGUGCUCACACGAGCAAAGGGCCCGGGCCAUAUAGUCCCAGUGUCCAGUUCAGGACACUUCCUGUGGAUCAAGCAGUGUUUGCAAAAAAUUUUCAUGUCAAAGCAGUAAUGAAGACUUCAGUGCUGUUGUCUUGGGAAAUUCCAGAAAAUUAUAAUUCUGCCAUGCCUUUCAAAAUUCUUUAUGAUGAUGGGAAAAUGGUGGAAGAAGUGGAUGGCCGAGCUACACAGAAGUUAAUUGUCAACCUAAAGCCUGAGAAGUCAUAUUCAUUUGUGCUGACAAAUCGUGGAAACAGUGCUGGUGGGCUGCAACACAGGGUAACAGCAAAGACUGCACCAGAUGUACUUCGUACCAAGCCUGCCUUCAUUGGGAAGACCAAUCUAGAUGGCAUGAUCACUGUGCAACUGCCUGAAGUACCCGCCAAUGAGAAUAUAAAAGGUUACUACAUAAUAAUUGUGCCUUUGAAGAAAUCUCGUGGGAAAUUUAUCAAGCCAUGGGAGAGUCCAGAUGAAAUGGAAUUAGAUGAGCUGCUUAAAGAGAUAUCUAGGAAACGCAGAAGCAUCCGUUAUGGGAGAGAAGUUGAAUUAAAGCCAUAUAUUGCUGCUCACUUUGAUGUCCUUCCCACUGAGUUCACCCUGGGGGAUGACAAACAUUAUGGUGGAUUUACAAACAAGCAACUCCAAAGUGGUCAAGAAUAUGUCUUCUUUGUGUUAGCUGUGAUGGAACAUGCAGAGUCUAAGAUGUAUGCAACCAGUCCCUACUCUGACCCCGUUGUGUCAAUGGAUUUGGAUCCACAGCCAAUCACAGAUGAAGAAGAAGGCUUGAUCUGGGUUGUAGGUCCAGUCCUUGCAGUGGUCUUUAUCAUCUGCAUUGUCAUAGCUAUCCUUCUUUAUAAAAGGAAGAGGGCAGAGUCUGACUCUAGAAAGAGCAGCAUACCCAACAGUAAGGAGGUCCCUUCACACCAUCCAACAGACCCAGUAGAACUGAGGCGCCUUAAUUUUCAAACACCAGGUUCAGAUGAUUCCGGUUACCCUGGUAACCUUCAUUCUUCAAGUAUGGCUAGCCAUCCUCCAAUUCCUAUCUUGGAACUUGCAGAUCACAUUGAAAGGUUGAAAGCAAAUGACAACUUGAAGUUUUCCCAGGAAUAUGAGUCAAUUGACCCUGGCCAGCAGUUCACAUGGGAACAUUCAAACUUGGAAGUAAACAAACCAAAGAAUAGAUAUGCGAAUGUAAUCGCAUAUGAUCAUUCCCGGGUUCUCCUAUCAGCAAUAGAAGGCAUCCCCGGAAGUGACUAUGUGAAUGCCAACUAUAUAGAUGGCUAUAGGAAACAAAAUGCUUAUAUUGCAACACAAGGAUCUCUGCCUGAAACAUUUGGGGACUUUUGGAGAAUGAUAUGGGAGCAACGGAGUGCAACAGUUGUCAUGAUGACAAAACUAGAAGAACGAUCCAGGGUGAAGUGUGACCAGUAUUGGCCCAGUAGAGGCACAGAAACCCACGGGCUGGUCCAGGUGACACUACUUGAUACCGUGGAACUGGCCACGUAUUGUGUUCGAACAUUUGCACUUUACAAGAAUGGGUCAAGUGAGAAGAGAGAAGUGAGACAAUUCCAGUUCACUGCCUGGCCUGAUCAUGGCGUUCCAGAACACCCUACACCUUUUCUAGCUUUCUUACGCAGAGUCAAAACCUGUAACCCUCCUGAUGCAGGCCCUAUGGUUGUGCACUGCAGUGCGGGAGUUGGCAGGACUGGCUGUUUCAUUGUAAUAGACGCCAUGUUAGAAAGAAUAAAGCAUGAAAAAACUGUAGAUAUUUAUGGCCAUGUAACUUUAAUGAGAGCCCAGAGGAAUUACAUGGUUCAAACAGAAGACCAAUACAUCUUUAUCCAUGAUGCACUGUUAGAAGCAGUGACUUGUGGAAAUACCGAAGUGCCAGCUAGAAACUUGUAUGCCUACAUUCAGAAGCUGACACAAAUAGAAGCAGGAGAGAAUGUCACAGGAAUGGAGCUUGAAUUUAAGCGUCUAGCCAGCUCUAAAGCUCACACCUCAAGAUUCAUCAGUGCCAAUCUUCCAUGUAAUAAAUUCAAAAAUCGCCUUGUUAAUAUUAUGCCAUAUGAAUCCACAAGGGUAUGCCUGCAGCCUAUCCGAGGAGUAGAAGGAUCUGAUUACAUCAAUGCCAGUUUUAUUGAUGGAUACAGACAACAGAAAGCCUACAUUGCUACCCAGGGGCCCUUGGCAGAGACCACAGAAGACUUCUGGCGGAUGCUCUGGGAACACAAUUCCACCAUCGUUGUGAUGCUCACCAAGCUGCGUGAGAUGGGCAGAGAGAAAUGUCACCAAUACUGGCCCGCAGAACGAUCUGCAAGAUACCAGUACUUUGUUGUAGAUCCCAUGGCUGAGUACAACAUGCCACAGUAUAUCCUAAGAGAAUUCAAGGUCACAGAUGCCAGGGACGGACAGUCCCGAACAGUGAGGCAGUUCCAGUUCACUGACUGGCCAGAGCAAGGAGUGCCAAAGUCUGGAGAAGGAUUUAUUGACUUCAUUGGCCAAGUACAUAAAACAAAAGAGCAGUUUGGCCAAGAUGGGCCCAUUUCAGUCCAUUGCAGUGCGGGCGUCGGAAGAACUGGAGUCUUCAUAACACUAAGCAUUGUUUUGGAAAGAAUGAGAUAUGAAGGAGUUGUAGAUAUCUUCCAGACUGUCAAAAUGUUAAGAACACAACGACCAGCCAUGGUACAGACAGAGGACCAGUACCAGUUCUGCUACCGAGCCGCACUGGAGUACCUGGGCAGCUUUGAUCACUAUGCAACGUAGAAACCCCUGACCCCCUUUGGGUUCUUACUGCAGGCCCUUCAGUAUCCACGGAGUCUCUUCUGAGCCAUACAGGGCACUCGAGAAGUCCUUCUUAACUUCUAGCUAACUACCACUUAGUGGGACUAGUACAAACAAAACAAAAUAAAAACAAACUCUUCUGGGUGGACCAAGAAUUCACAGUUUAAUAAUCUAACCUGAAAAAUAAUAAAGAGAAUCCUGACUGAUGAGGCAUCUGAAGGAUUUUAUUUACAGAUACCUCAAGGAUUCAAAAUAAAGGGAAGAAGAAAUCACAGCAAAGAACCACCAUCUUGUCCAGGAUUGCUUGUUAGGUGUGAGGAGAAAUUGCCAGAGUCCUACAGUUCAGUGCAAGAUGUUUGCUGGUGUGGCUUCUCAUAGGAUAAAAUGGACUCUGCUGCGACAUCGCCCCUUCCCACCAUACUGCUCAUAAUAACAUUUCAGGGGGAAUGGGGGGAAAUGUUUAAAAAGAAAGUCUUUGAUUUAGUUUUUUAGUAUUGUAAAGAUACUGCUGACCUGUGCUUCAUUUUUAACUGUGUAAACUUUUUUUUAACAAAAUGUAUCAUUCGAUAAAGUGAAUUUUAAAAAAAGAUACAUAACUCUUCAUUUUUUAUUUCCAAAUUGUAGGUUUUUUUUUUAAGCUGUAGAACUGUUAUCUGUAAUAUCUUGCUGUAGAAAUAUCAAAUAAUUUGAACAUUUGCACAUUUUUGUGCAAUAUUCUUAAUCUACAGUAUUGGUCUUGUCAGAUUACUUUUACACUUCUGUUCAGUUUUGGUUGGUGAGAAAGUACCCAUUCUCUUCAAACAGUAAAAGAGAACUUCAUUUUGUUUUGUUUUAUUUUUGGAAUCAACAGGGAGGCGCAAAGUAUAAAGUUGCUGCUAACAUAUAUACAUAUAUAUCCAUAUUUUACAGGGUGUCUAUGUAUAUAUAGACAGUGUGUCCACACAAAAAGAUAGAUUUAGCUAUCAUUCAGUUCUUCCAUGAUUUUGUUUUGUUUUUUGUUUUGUUUUUGUUUUUGUUUUUUGGGUCUUUUUUAGGUAGAAAAGGUAUUAUAAACAUCUUUUUCAAUUUGUUAUUAAUUUUAUGACAUAUGGGUAUUUCUUAAUAUCAUAAACUUUUAAUUUUAAGGGAAAUGAGGAAUGCACAUCAGUGAUUGUCAAACCUCACCCCCUAAUUUCCUACCCAGUCUCCCCCCACCCACCUACUCAUAUUCAGAUAUCCUUUGUUAGCCAGGCUUCCAACAAAGUUCAAUAUUUCUAACACUCUAGUGCAAUAAAAAAAUUAUUAACUAUCUAAGAGGUGUGCAUGUGGGAAAGGUCAGUGCAUAUCCCUUUAGGAGGGGAGAAUGUUGUAAUAUAUCAGCUAUCAAGUUGUUUAAAAACAAUGUAUUCAAUCGUAUAUUGUCUAUAGUAUGUGCUAUGAAACUUGCAUUUAUGAUAUGUAACAGGGGCAAAGCCAAACUCAUGUUACUCUAUUCAGUCAGAAACAUUUUGUGGCAUACAGCACUCUUGGCAAGUGCUGUACUUUUCCUUUUGGUUUUAGUUACACAUUUAGAGUGCCUUAUAAUUGAUGCCUAUUUUAAUAGCAUUUCUUUUUAGCUUUUGGUUAUUUUCAUUAGUUGUUCAUAUAUGUUACUCUUCCAAUUAAAGCAUUAUCUGUUUACCACAUGUACAAAAACUCUUUGAAUAAUAUGCAUUCCUAGUUUUCAACUAAGUCGGGGAUGUUAGUGAUUGUACCAGCCCAAAGCACUUGGAUAAUCAGGGCCCUUCCUUUCAUGAUUGCCAACAUCAGGAAAAGCUACUUGUUUUAUUUAGAAUCCUUUCCAAAUCUAUUCUGUAACAUUCAGUAACUACACCAAACUUAUUUUAGUGAUAAAUAUCAUUGUCAACUUUGGAAUAUACUCACUAGUCCAUUAGGAUUUUUCUAAAAGGGGAAAUUGAGCAACUGUUUAUUUUCCAAUACAAUUCCAAAUUUUCCAACAAAAUUGCUAUAGGAAGCCAUGGAUAAUGGCAUGAGUUUGCCGUAUCUUAUAUGAUUUUAAAGAACCCUCAAAAUAUCCAAGGAACUCCUAAAGAGUUUUGGUAUAAAUAGAAUAUUUUGGUUUAAUUUUAACUUCAUUGGUGUUCAGCAUACAAAGAUUUUUGUUUUCCACAUUUUACCAUUACUAGUAGAAUGAAAUCCAAGAGACCAAACACUUGCAAGCAUCUUAUUUGAGCACUUUUGUAUAAAAAAGAAAAAAAAAAAGAAAAAAAAGAAAAAAUAAAUAAUACUAAAAAAAAAAAAAGUAUCUAGAAGGCUACCUCAGAAUGAGACUCUCUAACCUACAUCAGAACCAGAGAAGAAUGUGCACUAUGUGGAUCUGUUGUUUUCUUUUACUUUGUAUCUUUUGGAAAUUUAUCCAAGUGCCAGAUUACUGAGUGCUGUGAUUUUCAUUUAGUGAAACAAAGGGGGUCAGACUUGCAGACAUGCCAUGUUAGACAUGUAGAAUAUGAUGUUGUCUAACGCACAAAGACAACUGGCCAGUGAGCAGUGUCUCUCCCUGAAGUAAAAACUGUCCAUUUGGCAAAGAGAAAGAGGAGAAUAAUCACAAGAAGAAAAUCAAUGGGAUGCAUACCAUACAAACGAGGCAGAGACUAGGUAUCUUACUGUUUAGGCGCUGUUCAGAGAACUAACUCCCUUACUGUCAUUGAUGUGCAUUCCACUCUGUGCAACCAUUCUAGUUUGAUUUUCCCAGGUAAACAUCUUUAUCUACCAUAACCAUAAACUUUCAAGUUUCCAAUUAUUUUCAUCAUCAUAACCAGUACGGUGCUAUUAUUUACCUAUGUACGUGUAGUUAUGUAUAAUUUUGUAAUUAGUUACAAUGGUAAAAAAAAUCAAAAUAUAUAAAAAGUGAUUUGUACAGAACUUUAUUUUAGCUCUUUUUUAAAAAUGAUUUGCAUGGUUAGACAACGGCGAGGACAGCCAGGGGAGGGAAGGGCCUCUAGGGAACUUUGCACUUUCUAUACCUUUGUACUAUGCACUGCCCUAUUGAUUCUACACCCAAUAAUGUUAUUACUUGAACCCAUCUGUAAGAAACUGCUUCAGAAAUUCAUUUGUGUGUAUGUAAAUAACACAACAUCGAUGCAGGAAGGGAAAAAAUUCUUCAGUAACGUAGAGAUUUUUUUCUUUCCUGUUUAUUUUUGGGUUUGCCUUGUUUUAGUCCCUCCUUUUUAUUUUUAAUUCCCUUUUCUUUUUCCUUUAUGGGUUUGAUUUCCUUUGGGUUUAUGGGUGCCCUGAUACUCCAGCAGAGAUCAGAAGGCUACAGAUCCAUCCUAUCCAUCUGUAUGUGGCUUUGCCAUUCAAGCUUGGAGUGUCUUUACAAAGAUAAAAACAGUUGUGUUCUUUGCUCUCGUUUUGGAUGCAUAGACUGAAAAAUUAAAAAAAAAUAACUUGUAAAAUGGCUUGUUAAAAAAUACAAUUACCUCUAAUUAGUAGUACGCGUAAAUGUUUUACAGAAUGAAAGGCGUGCUUUUUAUUUUCUUACUUCGUUACAUUGGUGGCGAAAGAAGUCUGUAUGAAAAUCAGUUCUUUGCUGACACAAGUUCCAUUUGUUACAAAUGAAUUCUAAUAAAAAUGUCAGUGUUA
Prionailurus viverrinus (fishing cat) is the source of this 9770-nucleotide messenger RNA. It is a transcript of the gene PTPRD, whose product is annotated as protein tyrosine phosphatase receptor type D. Gene Ontology annotation, biological process: protein dephosphorylation. Bases 387 to 6131 code for a protein of 1914 amino acids. The transcript has 34 exons. Lineage: Eukaryota; Metazoa; Chordata; Mammalia; Carnivora; Felidae. The record is from RefSeq and is a predicted model, not a curated record. Gene Ontology annotation, molecular function: protein tyrosine phosphatase activity; protein binding.